CGUAAAUCCUUCUACUUUUGUGAAGUUUUGCUGCAGCAAAUGAAGGGUCAUGUGACACAGAAGCCUUGUCAGGGUUUGUCGCUCCGUGUUUUCCCCACUCAGCUCUGGUUCUUCGCGCUGGACACACAGGAGCCAGAAUGCUGCUUUUGGUAAUUAUUACAGGACUUGUGGCUUUUGCCUCCUGCAGACCAUGUGAUGUUGAUGGAUCCAACCUCGAGCUGAUCCUGUCGCUCAACAAGAAUCUCCUUCGCUCUCUGGAAAGUCCGGAAGAACUUCCUAAUCCCAGUGUCCACCUGGCCCUUCGACUGUCUCAUCACCACAACCUGGCCAAGGAGACAGAGCACCUCAACAGAUUAAAAACUGAACUGCACGAUAACAUUCAAACGUCGCUCACAAACGGCCAGGCUGUGACUGGCCUCAUGGCGCUGUAUGGUCUGGCCCUGAAGUCCUCCUGCUAUGACCUCAACACCAUCACCUUCGAUGUGAACGACAAGAAGGAGACGUUGCUGACACACCUUAAGAAGCAGAUGGAGCAGGAGAAAGAACACAUCGCUUUCAGCCACCGCCCUUUGACCAACUACUACCAGUACAGCCUGGGUGUGCUCGCUCUCUGUGUGAGCGGCAUAAGGGUGAACAACCAUGUCAGCCACAAGCUCAUCAAAGCAGCAGAAAACGAACAAUUCAAACAUGGAGAAACAGAGAGUAUCGAUACCUAUGCUAUGGCUGGAAUGGCCCUCCAGUGUGUGAAGGACUCCGGGUCGUAUGCGCACAAUGCAGCAGAGCUGGACACGGCUCUCAACAAGAUCAAGCAGAAGCUUCUGGCCUCUCGUAGAUCUGACGGCCACAUCGGUAAUGAGUUCAGCACAGGCCUGGCAGUUCAGGCCUUACUGGCAAUGGGCAGUGAUGUUGGAGAGUGCUCUGCCUCAAUGGAGGCCAUGAGAACAGCAGCCAGAAGCAACGUGUACCACAACCCCAUGGCCAUUUCUCAGACCCUGCCAGCUCUCCAGAGAAAAACCUAUCUGUCGGUGAAAACCCAGAACUGCCUCAACGAGGAUGACACAUUGGUGCUGGAGCCCGUAACUCCUGUUGUGGUUUUGCCAAGUGAGACCAAAGUGAAUGUGAUGGUAGAGGUAGUGACGGCCAGCGGAGCGGCAGCUGCGUACUCUGUGGACGUGCCAAAGGGCAGCUCCCUGCUGGAAGCCCUCGAGCUGCUUGAGAGGAAGAAUGUUGGCUUCACGUUUCAGAAGGAAUCCAGUCUGUGGGGACCAUUCUUAAGCGCAGUAAACGGAGAGCAGGCCAGGCAAAGCGACCGCAGAUACUGGCACCUUUCUUCCGACGACACGGCUCUCACUGAGGGUAUUGGCGAUUUCAAGAUCAACGCGGCUCAAAGGAUCACCAUCAAAAACACAAGUUACUGAUAACGCAGCGCUUUGUUGCUGUAACUUACAAAUUCAUUACCUUCAAAAAAAAAUUCUAACACUAUUUUCGUCUGUGAUUCAAGGUAAUUUGUUUGCUGCUAAAGCUUAAGUGUGCAUGCAUAAUUAGCUUGCAUGGAACUAAUUUGGGACUACUUUAAUGGUUUUUGCUCAAAAGGUGUGUUUUUUUGCUACUUAAAUUGCAAAUGUUUCUUACAAUGAAUAUCUACAUUGUUUCAUAAAAGGGAUUUCAAAUCAUGGUUGUGCUCUAUAAAUAAAGGUGCUGUGAUGUUUUAAA
This is a messenger RNA of Fundulus heteroclitus (mummichog), 1713 nucleotides long. RefSeq names its product transcobalamin II (gene tcn2). Gene Ontology annotation, biological process: cobalamin transport. Gene Ontology annotation, molecular function: cobalamin binding. The transcript is spliced from 10 exons. Bases 138 to 1418 code for a protein of 426 amino acids. Lineage: Eukaryota; Metazoa; Chordata; Actinopteri; Cyprinodontiformes; Fundulidae. The record is from RefSeq and is a predicted model, not a curated record.